AUGUCUGAAUGGCAAAAACUCCAAAAAUUCUCUCAAAUAUUCGGAGCUUCAAUUUCACUAUUCCUAAACUCGUUGGUGGUACUUUUAGUCGCAAAAAAGUCUCCAAAAGCGUUGGGUACAUACAAAAAUUUGCUUAUUCUAAUUGCUAUGUUUGAAAUUAUCUAUUCGGUUUUAGAGGUUCUUGUUAAACCGACUUUUACUUCUUUCGGCUCAACGUUUGUGAUGAUUGUGAAUGUCAGAGAUUCUUUGUUGAGCUAUGAUGUUUUGUUACUUUUAGUUUCCCUGUGUUGCGCAUUUUUUGGAUCACUGAUGGUCAUGUUCAGCGUACAGUUUAUAUAUCGAUUCUGGGCAGUGAGCGGCAACAAUUCAAUCAAAACAUUCGAAGGAGUCAGAAUAUUUUGGUGGCUUCUACCAUCAAUAUUAGUUGGAACUAUGUGGGGUAUUGCCGCGUAUUUUCCUUGCUCACCGCGACCGAGUACUGAUGCGUUCCUAAGAGAAUUUAUUUUGAAAGAGUUUGGUUUGGAGGUGACAGAGAAUGUAUACAUUGCGCCGUAUUUUUAUGAAAAAAAUGAAGAUGGUACUACGGACAUUUACUAUCCAUCUUUUGUGACAAUUUUUGCAACAACUGUGACUGUGAUAAUUUCCGUGUCUGUCAUUUUUUAUUUCGGUUUUAAAUGCUACACAUCCCUUCAGAAAUUCAAAGAAAUCGAAUCGUCGAAACACAUUCAAAAUCUGCAAAAUCAAUUGUUCUAUUCAUUGGUGGCUCAAACACUAAUUCCAUUAUUUCUGGUGCAUACUCCAGCAUUUGCUUUAUACACAUUUUCAUUUCUUCGAAUAAAUAUCGGCUCCUUAACUGGAAUUACCACAAUAACAACUGCCAUUUUUCCUGCACUUGAUCCUCUUCCAACACUAAUUAUUGUAAGAAGCUAUCGAAAUGCAAUUCGAGAAUCGAUUUCUUCCAUAUUCAAUUCAUUCACUACAAUUUUCAAAAAGUCACAUGGAAAUUCGAUUUUACCGGUGCAGGCUCGCACGGGAACUGUUUGA
Messenger RNA from Caenorhabditis elegans, 1044 nucleotides. It is a transcript of the gene str-208, whose product is annotated as Serpentine receptor class r-10. NCBI's taxonomy places the organism in Eukaryota, Metazoa, Nematoda, Chromadorea, Rhabditida, Rhabditidae. Gene Ontology annotation, cellular component: ciliary membrane. The transcript is spliced from 5 exons. The record is from RefSeq and is marked reviewed. Gene Ontology annotation, biological process: detection of chemical stimulus involved in sensory perception of smell. The coding region runs from base 1 to 1044 and encodes 347 amino acids.